AUGAUCGAUUCCAUUCCCUUUGAGCAUGAGGUUACCGCCGCAACCCAUUCCCGCCGUGUGGGCGAUAGUCCAUCUGCGGCCCAGCUAAGAGAGGAGGAAACGGACCUUGCCGGACCUUCCGGAGGCUACCACAAGCAGCGUCUGGCUACGACCACCGGAGCGGAGCGAGCGGCUUUCAGGCGGCUUUUUGCAAUGGUGGGCACAGGGGUCCCUGCAAGUCAACAGAAGGACAAUGGGAGAACUGUUGCAGAGAUCAACAAACAGAAGGAGACCGAGUCACUGCCUCGAUCAAAGCCUCAGAAGUCCGAGCAGGCCGUCAGACAUCUCUCCCGUUAUCCAGUCUCGCUUCGUUCAAAGGCGAACGCUGCGAUACAACCCAAGCAAGAUGUCCGAGCCAAGAGAGUGAAGGGGCGUACGGCAGAGACGCAGAUAGAGCUGCAGCAGUCUACCUCUGAAGCUGAAGCGAUACGCGUAGAGGAGUUGAUGCGCAGCGCAGCUACAGACGCAGAACUCUGGAACGUUCUCGAGACCGAGGGAUUUUCAGUGAUCAGGCAGCUGGAGCUAGAUGGACCGAGUCCUGGCGAGUCGAACCAGAUGAAUAGUAAACCAAACCAGCAGCCAUCUUCCGGCCUGGCGGUCAUUGGACCGAACUACCCAUCUUUUCUCCUGAUGGCCGUUCGUCAGUUCAGGCAGGAAUUCCCAUCAUCUACCCUGGCGCUCGCGGUACUACCCGAAGUCAAAGCCCUUGGCCGUAGCUCGUAUGCUCUGGGCGCGAGCACUCCUCUAUACAACGAGCUCAUCACCAUCGCAUGGCUGAAAUAUGCUGACUUUCAUGAAAUCGACUACCUACUACAUGACAUGGACAGAGGGGGCAUAGAGUUCGAUGGCAACACGCUUGAUCUGAUUGCUUCGAUCCUAGUGGAGCAGCAGAAGGCGCGUCGUGGCUGGUUAGGUGGCGCUGUGGCUGCAGUAUGGGAAAUGGAGAGCCUUAGGCGCGCGUUCAGGAAGCUGGAAAGGUGGCGGGAUGUCGUUCAGGCGAGGCUGGAAGCCGAUGCAGUCAGGCAAGCGCAUGAAAGGGAUGCGCCCGAGGAGGAUGGUGAAUAUAGUAUAAUAUAA
Coniosporium apollinis CBS 100218 is the source of this 1116-nucleotide messenger RNA. RefSeq lists its product as uncharacterized. The transcript has a single exon. Gene Ontology annotation, cellular component: mitochondrion. The record is from RefSeq and is a predicted model, not a curated record. Lineage: Eukaryota; Fungi; Ascomycota; Dothideomycetes. Bases 1 to 1116 code for a protein of 371 amino acids.